GUUAUACCUCAGCUGCAGCGUCAUGUCUAGCACAAAUUUCAUUGAUUUUGUGAACACCAACACCACGUGCGGUAUGGACGCGUGCUUCACCGCCUUUGACAAGAACUGUGAUAAUAAAUUAGAUUUAGAAGAAUUUGGAGUACUCUGUCAAGCCUUAUUCAGAAACAAUAAAGGAGAAACGUACGAACUAAAAAAUGAAGAAUUACGAGAUAUAUUCACGAUUUUCGAUGCAAAUAACGACCAGUACAUUGACAGACAGGAGUUUACCUACUGUUGGCAUAACUGGAUUAAAGUCAUUGUGCGACCCAUCUCAGCAAUCCUAGUAAUUGACGUCCAAAAUGAUUUCAUCUGUGGCACUUUAGAUAUCCGAAACUGUCCAGCUAAGCAGAAUCCCGAAGAAAUUAUUCCACCAAUCAAUAGUCUUCUGGAUACCAUAGAAUUUGAUGCCAUAUUUUAUUCGUACGACUGGCAUCCUAGUGAUCAUGUGUCUUUCAUCGACAAUAUAAAUUUAAGAAAGUUACACGAAAGUAGUCCUAUUACCGAUCCCGAGAAAGUGCAAAUGUAUGAUACGGUAAUAUUCGAGGGUGAUCCUCCAAUGACCCAAAGACUAUGGCCAAGACAUUGUGUGCAGAAUACUUGGGGUAGUGAGCUACACAAAGACCUGAAGGUUGCUGAAAAUGCAACAAAGAUAUACAAAGGAACCAAUCCGGAAGUGGACUCUUAUUCAGCGUUCUGGGAUAAUUCUAAACUCACAGAUACAAAAUUAGCGGCACAACUCAAAAUCAGAAACAUAACCGAUGUAUACGUUUGCGGCGUGGCAUAUGAUGUAUGUGUAGGUGCGACUGCAAUAGACGCCAUAUGUAGCGGCUUCCGAACAAUAUUAUUAGACGACUGUUGUCGAGGAGUAGACCUUUUGGAUAUCGAAAAAACCAAAAAUACGAUGAUGAAGAACCACGGCGUCGUAGUUAGUUCAGACAGAGUAAGAAACAUGGUUGAAGGUAACGAUAGACGACCAGAGUUAGGUUAUAAAUUAGCGCUAAAUUUAAGAGAACAAAAGAAAGAAAGUCAGUCAUCUUAAUCUUGUUUAUGUUUGAAGUGUAUGUGCUAGUGUACUUAAUGUAUAUUGCGUAUUAUUUUAGUUAGGCAUUAUUGAAUAGACUAGCUUAUGUUUUUGUAAAAUUAAUAGAAUAAGAAUUAAGAAAUAGAUUGCAAAUUUUUUAUAGUUUGGAAUGUAAUACUUUUAUAGUACUUAAUAAAUACAUUGUAAACGAUUGUUAAACUACAUAAAUAUAUUAAACUCAACUUAUAAAUUAUACAUUGAAG
This is a messenger RNA of Diabrotica balteata, 1323 nucleotides long. NCBI's taxonomy places the organism in Eukaryota, Metazoa, Arthropoda, Insecta, Coleoptera, Chrysomelidae. The record is from the annotation of a GenBank genome assembly.